AUGGCGAUGAAUCGAUUUUUGUGCAAAAAUUUGGGGGUGAAUACAAUACAAUGCUAUUAUAUGAUGGUAUUUAUAAUCGGAACAAUUUCUAGUAUCAUUUUAAGCAACUUGGGUAUGGAUAUCUACCGCAAAUUGAUAUCAUGCAAGGAUAACAGAGAUUACCUUCUAUUCCCCUUUGCCAUUCUAUGCAUUUUGCAAUGUAUCCUGAUUAUACCCAAAAAGUGUGGCUAUGGAUUAAUCAAUUCAUCGCAACAAAAAUUUCAGAUGAAUCAAACAAAAAUAAUAUUCGAUGGUUUCAACACGCCCAUAGACAUUGGCAGCUCAUCUAUACUAAAUCCAAUAAAAUAUUCUAAAUAUGGAAGCAAAUUUGACGAAAACUCCUCUAGUACUAAUACAAAACUAUUUGAUAAUGAUAUAAUGUCGGAUGCGGGUGAAAGUAAUUCAGAGAACACCUAUGGGUACGAGAUCUGUUGGGACAGUAUUUGGACGAUUUUUUUUAACGGCAUUUUUUUCUUAACAUUUCACUCAUCACUACUGGCCUCUAGAAUAUUUGGUACAAUUCAUUCGAACAAAAUUGCAAUCGAGACUUGUUCUCACCUAAGUAAAUUUCCAUUAUCACUCGGAUCUAACGCACUAAAGACUCCAAUAAUCUCCGAGACGGUGUUCAUGCUUAUAUUUUUGUCGUUCAUUACUUACGCCAUGUGCAUCAGGCGUACAGGAAAUCCAUACUCCUUAAAGCACUUUUUUUCACUAUUCUUUUUUUUUGAAGAAUGUAAAUUUUUUGGAUCCCUGCGAUUAAUUGUGCAACUUGCAAUAUUCUCUUAUGCAUUUACUAUCAUUGGGAUGAUAUCGAUAUACCGCACAUGUCCUAUACUCCAUGUCAUUUCUGGAAUUUCAUUUGGCUUUAUUUCUCUAUGGUUAUUAGUUGUGUUGUCACAUCUGUUACAAAUCGAUCAACCAAGGUACAAUUUUACACCCACCCUUUCGUUCACUUGGUUAUGGCCGAUAGUUACUGUUUUUUCAGUUUGGUUAUGCGGUUAUUUAUUUUAUGUAUCCGUUUAUGGCCCGUGCUUUCAAACACCUUACCCUUAUAUACAUCUAGUGACAAUAAUAUCGUUCCUUUUAAUCACAAUCACCAAGGGAUCUAAAAUAUUUGAAUGGACGCAUCCAUUCACUAAUAUCAUUAAUAUGGGCUAA
This is a messenger RNA of Babesia microti strain RI, 1197 nucleotides long. Its product is annotated as serpentine receptor, putative (SR25). The record is from RefSeq and is a predicted model, not a curated record. The transcript has a single exon. The coding region runs from base 1 to 1197 and encodes 398 amino acids. Lineage: Eukaryota; Apicomplexa; Aconoidasida; Piroplasmida; Babesiidae.